AUGACUUCAAGCAAAGGAAAACCUACCGACCCUGAGUUGAGGGAGGAGAUCAAAGAGGAAAUCAAGCAAGAGCCCAACAAAUCCGGCGGCGGUCAAGGCCAAUGGUCCGCCUGGAAGGCGACGAAGCUCGCCAAGGAGUACGAGAAGCAAGGGGGCGAUUACGAGGAUGAGGCUGGGAGCAAGAACAAGGCGCAGAAGGGCGCGCCGGAGAAGAAGGAGUAG
Molecule: messenger RNA, 222 nt
Organism: Drepanopeziza brunnea f. sp. 'multigermtubi' MB_m1
Lineage: Eukaryota; Fungi; Ascomycota; Leotiomycetes; Helotiales; Drepanopezizaceae
Source: RefSeq, a predicted model, not a curated record